UAUCCCUUACCAGCUCUUGAACAUGGAAUGAAUCUCACUUGGGAGAAUAAUUUUCCACAUAUAUAGGAAACCUAAUCGCUAAGCCCCUACUUGGUUGCAUUGGAGAAAGCAAAUGGCAAGCUCUAAACCAUUUGCCAUUCUCAUUUUGCUGAACAUCUUCUUCUUGUUCUUUGCUUGUGUUUCUUCCCACAAGUUGCCGUGCCCCCCAGAAAAGCCAGCCAAGUGCCCAAAAGACACGCUGAAGUUCGGAGUUUGUGGUGAAUGGCUGGGUUUGGUCAGUGAGGUAGUUGGGGCCAAGCCUAGCCCCCAGUGCUGCACCUUGGUGAAGGGCUUGGCUGAUCUUGAAGCUGCUGCCUGCUUGUGCACUGCUAUUAAGGCCAAUGUGUUGGGGGCCAUCAAUCUCCAAGUCCCCAUUGCCCUCAGUUUGGUCAUUAAUGGCUGUGGGAAGGAGGUCCCCGAAGGCUUUGUUUGCCCUUAGCAUCCGUCUCUGUGGUUGUAUCCGUGCCUUGUUCACUAGUAAUAUGAAUCUUAGUCAUAUUUUGGUAAUACCAUGUUGUCUCAUUUACUCUC
Diospyros lotus (date-plum) is the source of this 570-nucleotide messenger RNA. RefSeq names its product putative lipid-binding protein At4g00165. The record is from RefSeq and is a predicted model, not a curated record. The coding region runs from base 113 to 478 and encodes 121 amino acids. Lineage: Eukaryota; Viridiplantae; Streptophyta; Magnoliopsida; Ericales; Ebenaceae. The transcript has a single exon.